AUGGCGGAAUCGGAGAAGAUAUUGCAGAGCGAGAAGGUCGUCCGCGAUGACAACUAUAUCGACAGUGAGCAGGCCGAAAAUGUCAAGAUUGGAGCUCCAGGCAUUCUCGAUUCCGAGAAUAUUCACAACGCCCGAGCAGACAAUCUCAAUGUCAUGUUCGAGAAUCCUUUGGCGAAUGUCCCUCGGGACCAGCUGUUGAAGGAAGUUGAGGACUUUUGUCAGAAGUACAACCUUAUGGACCAUAUCGACGAUUUCCGCAAGGGAGCCUUGGUCUCCCAGAACCCGGCUGCCGCUAUGGAUCUUACUGAAUUGACUGAUGAGGAGAAAAAUAUUCUCCUCCGAGAACACACUCACAAGUGGCACCAGCCAUGGCAACUCUACUGGCUCGUCAUCAUGUGUUCGAUGGCAGCUGCUGUACAAGGUAUGGAUGAGACAGUCAACAACGGUGCUCAAGCCAUUUACUUGAGGAACUUGGGAAUUAAUACUAGAUUCUCCGGAAAACAGUUGGACGACAUCACUGGCUUGAUCGUUGGUGCCCCAUAUCUCUGUUGUGCCAUCCUCGGCUGCUGGCUCACAGAGCCCCUGAAUCGAUACUUUGCUCGUCGUGGUACUAUCUUCAUCGCUUGCUUCUUUGCCGCUGUAUGCUCUAUCUGGGAAGGCGUUGCCAACACCUGGGUCAACCUCUUCAUUGCUCGUUUCUUCCUGGGCCUCGGUAUUGGCCCUAAAUCAUCUACCGUGCCCAUCUAUGCCGCGGAGUGCUCCCCAGCACCCAUUCGAGGCGCCUUGGUCAUGAUGUGGCAGAUGUGGACUGCUUUUGGUAUUAUGCUGGGAAAUAUCAUGGGUGUCGCAUUCAUGAGUCUUUCCGAUGAUCUCUCCUGGCGUCUCAUGCUUGGAUCUACUGUCGUUUUGCCACUUCUUGUUUGUGUGCAAGUAUACAUGUGUCCCGAAUCUCCUCGUUGGCUCAUUCAACACGACCAGGUUGAAAAGGCGUUCAGAUCAUUCCGCAAGCUUCGAAGUCACGACAUCCAAGCUGCCCGUGAUCUCUACUAUGCAUACGUGCUCGUCCAGAUUGAGCGCGAGAUCAACAAGGGCAAGAACUUCUUCACCAUGUUUAUGGAACUUUUCACUGUGGGCCGUAACCGACGCGCAACUAUUGGUAGCUGGAUUGUCAUGUUUAUGCAACAAUUCUGCGGCGUCAACGUCAUCGCAUACUACUCGACCACCAUCUUCACCACGUCGGGCUACUCCAUUCAAUCCGCACUGCUUGCCUCCAUGGGCACUGGAAUCCUGAAUUGGGUCUUUGCCCUUCCAGCUACAUUUACAAUCGACACGUUUGGCCGACGAAAUUUGCUCCUUACCACGUUCCCGUUUUUGGCAAUCUGUCUGCUCUGGACCGGUUUCUCAUUCUGGAUCGAGCAGGACAAUCCGUUUAGCAAGAAACGUGUUGCGAUGGUUACGACGGGCAUGUACCUCUUUGAAAUAUUCUAUUCUCCCGGUGAAGGGCCCAUCCCAUUCACUUAUUCCGCCGAGGCUUUCCCAUUACACGUUCGAGAAGUGGGUAUGUCCUGGGCAACAGCGACAUGUUGGUGCUUCAACUUUAUCUUGUCAUUUACCUGGCCGUCACUUUUGACGUCGUUCAAGCCUCAGGGCGCUUUUGGGUGGUAUGCUGCUUGGUGUAUUAUUGGAUGGUUCCUUGUUUUGUUCUUUUUGCCCGAGACAAAAGCUCUCACCUUGGAAGAACUCGACCAGGUCUUCUCCGUUCCGACCUGGAAACACGCCUCGUACCAACUCAAGAACGCUAUCUGGCAUGUCCGCGUUUGGGUCUUCCGCCAGAAAUUGGAGCCAUUGCCUCCAUUUUACCGGGGUAUCGACAAGCUCAACGAAUCUUGA
Molecule: messenger RNA, 1890 nt
Organism: Talaromyces marneffei
Lineage: Eukaryota; Fungi; Ascomycota; Eurotiomycetes; Eurotiales; Trichocomaceae
Exons: 4
Coding region: 1-1890 (629 amino acids)
Biological process (GO): transmembrane transport
Cellular component (GO): membrane
Molecular function (GO): myo-inositol:proton symporter activity
Source: RefSeq, a predicted model, not a curated record